GCAGCUACAGGUAAGGAAAAGCCCCAGAAGUGCUUGAAAUGUGGGAAGAGCUUCAGCCAGAGAUCCAACCUUAUCCGCCACAUGAGAAUCCAUACGGGGGAGAGGCCCUACAUAUGCAAGGAGUGUGGGAAGAGCUUCAGCCGGAGAUGCAACUUGACUGUCCCCCUGAGAACCCACACCGGGGAGAGGCCCUACGAGUGUGAUAAAUGCAGAAAGGGGUUUCAGACCAGCUCUGAUCUCCUCAGGCACCAGCGCACUCACACAGAGGAAAGGCCCUUCCUCUGCCCUGACUGUGGGAAAGGCUUCAAGAACAACUCCUCCCUUGUCAGCCACCAGCACACGCACACCCAGGAGAAGUCCUGUGAGUCUCCCGAGUGUGGGAAGAGAUCCAGCCACAAGUCGAACCUGAUUGUCCACAAGAGGAUCCACACUGGCGAGAGGUCUUACGAGUGUGGGGAGUGUGGGAAGAGAUUCUGUCAGCGCUCCCACCUGGUCUACCACCUCAGGAGCCACGCUGGGAAGAAGCCCAACGAGUGUGAUAAAUGCAGGAAGAGGAAGGGCUUCAGGGACAACUCCACCCUUGUGAUUCACCAGUGCACCCACUCCGGGGAGAGGCCCUAUGAGUGUCCAGAGUGUGGGAAGAGAUUCUCACAGAGCUCCUGCCUGAUUGUCCACAUGAGGAGGCACACAGUGGAGAGGCCCUAUGAGUGUGAUAAAUGCAGAAAGGGGUUUCAGACCAGCUCUGAUCUCCUCAGGCACCAGUGCACUCACACUGAGUGUGAGAGGCCCUUCCUCUGCCCUGACUGUGGGAAAGGCUACAAGUACAACUCCUCCCUUGUCAGCCACCAGCACAUGCACACCCGGGAGAGGCCCUACGAAUGUCCCGAGUGUGGGAAGAGAUUCAGCCACAAGUCGAACCUGAUUGUCCACAAGAGGAUCCACACUGGCGAGAGGUCUUACGAGUGUGGGGAGUGUGGGAAGAGCUUCUGCCAGCGCUCCCACCUGAUCUACCACCUGAGGAGCCACACUGGGAAGAAGCCCAACAAGUGUGAUAAGUGCAGGAAGAAGUUUCAGAUCAGCUCUCAUCUUGUCAGGCACCAGCGGAUUCACACGGAGGAGCGGCCCUUUCGCUACCCUGACUGUGGGAAGGGCUUCAAGGACAACUCCACCCUCGUGACCCACCGGCGCAUCCACUCUGGGGAGAGGCCCUAUGAGUGUCCAGAGUGUGGGAAGAGAUUCUCACAGAGCUCUAACUUGAGCAGACACCAACAAAGCCAGCACUAA
This is a messenger RNA of Zonotrichia albicollis (white-throated sparrow), 1284 nucleotides long. The record is from RefSeq and is a predicted model, not a curated record. NCBI's taxonomy places the organism in Eukaryota, Metazoa, Chordata, Aves, Passeriformes, Passerellidae.